UUUUUAAAAGUAUGAUACAAUUAUUUACAAUAUUCGGCAAAGGAGGUUUUGUUUUGUGGUGUUUUAAUGAAGGACAGGAAGUAUUAAAUUCAACUGUAAACGAGUUUAUACAAAAUGUGGUUGUUCAACAGAGAAUUGUUAAUAAUUAUUCUCGUGGUGGUCAAACGAUUAAAUACAAAAUGGAUAAUGAAUUUGAUUUGAUACUUUUGAUUGUUUAUCAAAGCGUCGUUCAAUUAGCCUAUGCAGACAAGUUGCUAACAGAAGUACAUUUACGCUUUCGAGAUUUGUAUAAAAAUGUGCUUUCUACUGCUAAUAUAUAUUUUGAAAAAGGGCCUAAACUUUUUGCUUCGUUUACGAAUGAAUAUUUGAGUAUUUUAAAUAAUGUCAAGUCUUCUCAACUUCAUGUUGAAGUUAAAAAGCCGAGAACUUUCCAGGAAACUGAAAAGUCAAAAAAGACAGUUGCUUCACUUAUUGAAAAUUCAAAAGAUUCCAAACCACAAAAACGUGAUAAAAAGUUUGGUGACCAACAAAAGAAGGAUGGAAAAGAUGAAGAAGAAGAAAUAAUAGAACAAUCACCUCCAGUUCAAAAUGGUUUGUCUGUUGAUUUAGGUUCAAUUCAAAAUAAGAUCGAUGAAGAUGAAGAAAUUUUGCGAAAUAAAAAUGCUUUUCUUCAAAAAAUGAAGGGAAAAGGAGAGAAAAAAGCCAAUAAAGAAAAUAUUAACAACGAUGCUGGAAAGAAAAAAGGUAAAAAAGAGCGUAAAUGGGAUUUGGCUGGAACACAAAAAGAUGCUCAAUUAUUGGAUUAUAGUGCUGUUGAGGAUGUAAAAAAUGGCGGUGAAAAUAACAACAAUAAUGUGGAAACGAGCAAAAUUUAUGAUGAAAAUAAAAAAUUUGUUGGAAAGUUACAUGGUGAUCUUCCAGGUUUAGAUGAAGUUGUUGAAUUUGAGAAAAAUGCUGGUGCUGCUAAAAAUACAAAAGUAGCAUCAAAUCAAGGAUGGUUUUCUGCAUUUAAAUCUUUGGUGGGCAACAAACAACUUACUGCUGAUGAUAUUAAACCGGCUUUGGAAAAGAUGAAUGAAAUUCUUAUUACUAAAAAUGUAGCUUCGGAACCUGCACAAAAAAUUUGUGAAUCUGUGGGCGCUAAAUUAGAAGGAAAAGUUGUUGGGACAUUUAAUCGAGUUACUUCAAUUGUUCAGGAAGCUGUUCGAGAAAUUCUUGUUCAGUUACUCACACCAAAACGUCGCGUCAACAUUUUACGUGAUAUUGUGGAUGCCAAAAAUGAAAAUCGUCCAUAUGUAAUUGUCUUUUGUGGGGUAAAUGGAGUUGGAAAAUCAACAAAUUUAGCAAAGAUUACUUUUUGGUUAAAUGAAAAUGGACAUCGUGUUUUAAUCGCUGCUGGCGAUACUUUUCGUGCUGGUGCUGUAGAACAGCUUCGUACACAUGUACACCAUCUUAAUGCUUUACAUCCUGAUUCUGUUACACUUUUUGAACAAGGCUAUGGAAAAGAUCCUGCGUCAAUUGCACAGGCAGCUAUACAUUUGGCAACUGAACGUAAUAUUGAGGUUGUUUUGGUUGAUACAGCAGGGCGUAUGCAAGAUAAUGAACCUUUAAUGCGUGCUCUUAGCAAGUUAAUUAACGUUAAUAAUCCUGAUUUGGUUCUUUUUGUUGGUGAAGCUUUAGUUGGUAAUGAAGCAGUUGAUCAACUUACAAAAUUUAAUCAAGCAUUAGCUGACCAUUCUUCUGUUGGUGAUAAGGCACGUUUAAUUGAUGGAAUUGUUUUGACAAAGUUUGAUACGAUUGAUGAUAAGGUUGGAGCAGCUGUUUCAAUGACUUAUAUAACUGGACAGCCAAUUGUUUUUGUUGGAACUGGGCAAACAUACCAUGACCUUCGUAAUUUAAAUGCAAAUGCGGUUGUUAAUAGUCUUUUAAAGUGA
Meloidogyne enterolobii is the source of this 1934-nucleotide messenger RNA. The record is from the annotation of a GenBank genome assembly. NCBI's taxonomy places the organism in Eukaryota, Metazoa, Nematoda, Chromadorea, Rhabditida, Meloidogynidae.